AUGGAUCCUGAUGACUGGCUCCUGCCCAGAGAUGUUCCUUCAUGGUGUUUCUCUCCAGAAGAGGAGCCCCCUGCCUGGAGAGAAUGGUUCUGGCUCGUCGUAGAGGACGUUAUUUCUUCGGCUCGGAAAGUCUGCUCCUUGCUGUGUCGAGCGACUUUAAAGCUUACGAUCCUUUUCAUCUCAACUGUUGCCUGCGGCUUGAUCAUCGGCUUUUUUCUCAACAACGAAACAUACACGCCCUCACCCUCAUCCUCCAAGUUGAGUCCAUCUUAUUCUGAAAACGUCGAGCUCAUACCAAAGGACUUCGACCAUCAUGGAAACCAUCGACGGACCGCGGACGACAAGAAUGGCGCCCCCUAUCUCGUCUUCCCAGAGCCCACACUACUCCUGAGCCGUAACUGGAAAUUUAUGACAAGCCCUGCAUACAACGAUCUCCAAUCCCAACUCGUCUUCCAUGCCCACGAACCCUGGGCGCUACAUGUGAAAAGUCUCACGCACAUGGCUGACAGGACUGUGCAAGAAGAAUUUUCAAAGUUCAGCCAGUGUCAGGACCUCUGGAAACAACCGUCCAACAUGGCCAACGAGAAACUCAGCCUGGUCAUCACAAUGCUCAAGAAGAAGCGCGACGAACUUGCAGCUUUGGCUCAGCGCAUGGGCGAAACCACAUACUCGCGUUGUUCCCGUCAGCAAACUACUCAUCGAAAUGUCGAGGCCCUGAGCCACAUGGCCUUUUUGCUUGGCCUCGCCGCGGAGGAACAGGUUGAGAAGCUGGAAAACGACAUCGCAUGCUUUCAAUCCGUUAGGUGGAGGCUGGCUCAGUCGGCGGAUAACUUUCACUUUGUGAAGAACAUCAUUCCGAGUAAUAAGGCGUCGAGCAUGCGGGGCCGCAUAGUAAAUGAUGCAGAGAUUCUCAGAGUGGCUACUGAAUUCGCUACCCGCGAAGCAAGCGAGGUUGUUUCCUUUUUCAAACAUCACCUUGACAGAGCCAUUCUAGUCCGUUACGACAUCCUAACGGAACAAGAGAACAUGUCACGGUGGCUCGAGAAUGCCCGAGGUCCUUGCAGAGUCUCCAAGAAGCAAAUUGAUGUGCUUGAGAAGGUCAACAGUCUGCUCAGUCAAGGCCGGUUAUUGUCACAGGGGACGGGUGGGAGAGUUCAGAUGUAG
Molecule: messenger RNA, 1164 nt
Organism: Clonostachys byssicola
Lineage: Eukaryota; Fungi; Ascomycota; Sordariomycetes; Hypocreales; Bionectriaceae
Source: the annotation of a GenBank genome assembly